AUGUCCGGAAUUGGCCAUCGGACAGCCGGUCUUCAAAUAACCCUCCAGUCCUCGUCCGCGCAUUCCCGCACUACCGCUCACACUCUCCCAUUACCCCACUUUUCCACCACGCAGAGAUGCACCGACGCCGACGCGGCGAUAGAAACGAGGGCGGUCUCGUCCGCUGCCGACAAUGUGAAGUCGUUCAUCGCGGGAGGGUUUGGAGGCGUGUCUGCGGUAUUAGUUGGUCAUCCUUUCGACCUCACGAAGACUCGGCUGCAGACCGCACCUCCGGGGACGUACAAGGGAGCGGUAGAUGUGGUGAGACAGGCUGUUGCGCGUGACGGUAUCACUGGCAUGUACCGUGGUAUGGUCCCGCCAUUACUCGGCGUCACGCCAAUAUUCGCCGUGUCUUUCUGGGCGUAUGACGCGUCGAAGGCCCUGAUUUUCGCUCUGACACCCAACCGCACACAAUCAAAUUUGACUAUCGCAGAGCUUGCUACAGCUGGCUUUCUCUCCGCCGUCCCGACCACCGCCAUCACUGCCCCUGUUGAGAGAGCAAAGGUUCUCCUCCAAGUGCAAGGGCAGGGCGGAUCAGAACAUAAAUAUAAGGGUGUCUUGGAUGUGAUGAAGCACCUGUACAAGGAGGGUGGUCUGCGCAGUAUAUUCCGCGGUACAGGUGCGACGCUGGCUCGCGACGGACCUGGUAGCGCCGCAUACUUCGCCGCGUAUGAAGUCACAAAGAAGUUCUUGACGCCUGCUGGUGCAUCGCCAGCAGACUUGAAUCUUGGCGCCGUCAUACUGGCUGGUGGUACUGCUGGCGUGGCCAUGUGGGCCAUUGCUAUUCCUCCCGACGUCUUGAAAUCGAGACUGCAGUCGGCACCCACGGGAACAUACUCCGGCUUCUUUGACUGCGCGAGGAAGACGAUCGCAGCGGACGGAGUAAAGGCGCUGUGGAAAGGAUUUGGCCCAGCGAUGGGACGGGCAUUCCCGGCAAAUGCUGCAACUUUCCUCGGAGUGGAGGCCUCGAGAAAGGUCAUGGACAGCUUCUUCUGA
Molecule: messenger RNA, 1035 nt
Organism: Heterobasidion irregulare TC 32-1
Lineage: Eukaryota; Fungi; Basidiomycota; Agaricomycetes; Russulales; Bondarzewiaceae
Product: mitochondrial carrier protein
Exons: 10
Coding region: 1-1035 (344 amino acids)
Biological process (GO): carnitine transmembrane transport; mitochondrial transport
Cellular component (GO): mitochondrial envelope
Molecular function (GO): O-acyl-L-carnitine transmembrane transporter activity
Source: RefSeq, a predicted model, not a curated record